Molecule: messenger RNA, 1924 nt
Organism: Musa acuminata AAA Group (dessert banana)
Lineage: Eukaryota; Viridiplantae; Streptophyta; Magnoliopsida; Zingiberales; Musaceae
Product: WRKY transcription factor 44-like
Exons: 5
Coding region: 139-1128 (329 amino acids)
Biological process (GO): regulation of DNA-templated transcription
Cellular component (GO): nucleus
Molecular function (GO): DNA-binding transcription factor activity; transcription cis-regulatory region binding
Source: RefSeq, a predicted model, not a curated record
UAUCAUCCUAAUUUUCAUUUCUUCUGACAUUAACCUUCCCAUGUUUCAGAAUACCAUCAGUUGUAGAGUAGCUGAAGUCUCUUCUUGAUCGGGUUCUACUGGAUCUAAAUGGUGUUUGGUGAUAUGUUCAGGUGAAAAAUGCAAGAUGCAAAGAAGAUUGAGAUCGCUAAACCUAUGGCAGCAAGGCCUUCCAAAUUCAGAUCCAUCCCCGACCUCCUUGCAAGAGGCGCAAGUUCUCCUCCUGCAUCUUCUUUUCCUGAGGAAACAGUUGCCAUCAAACCAAAGACUACGAGACUUAAAUCCUCAUCACAUGAUUCUGCAGCUAGAGUUGUUUCUCCAGCCGAUGAUGAAUCAGAAUCAGUUCCCUCUCGUUUGUCGGAGAAGGUAUCUGUGACAACCAUGAGAGCAGAGUCUGAAUCAAAUGUUUUAUACAAACCUACUGCAAAAUUUAUUUCGAGGGCCACUGCUUCUCUCUUGGCGAAUCUGGGAAACGUAGAUGCCGUUCAUCAACAGCCUGCUGCGAAUAAUCAACUCCCAGUUUUAGUUCUAGAGAAAGUAAAACCAAAUUACAAUUACCAUCCUACCUACAGCCGUCAGCGGAUUUCACCUUCGCAGUUUGAUACGAAGCAGACUUACGAGCCUUCAAACUUGGUGCCUCAGAACAUGGAACCUGAUAUGAGGACUCAGGAAUCCAUAGGUAGUGGAGAUCGGCCGUCUUACGAUGGUUACAAUUGGAGAAAGUAUGGGCAGAAGCAAGUCAAAGGUAGCGAGUACCCGAGAAGCUACUACAAAUGCACACACCCUACAUGUCCUGUCAAGACGAAAGUGGAGAGAUCAUUUGAUGGACAAAUAGCCGAAAUAGUCUACAAGGGUGAGCACAAUCAUCCAAAGCCUCAACCUCCCAAGCGACAGUCAUCAGGUCCACAAGAGCAGGUCUUCGUCGCCGAAGAGUAUGGGAGGGAGACUCUCAAUUCAUUAUGGAGUAAUUGUGUGUUAGAAAUGAGUGUGUCCACUGGAAGUAUGGAUAACCAUAACGAAGUCAGUUUGUGUGGGAUUCUUACCUAUCCAGGGCAGAUGACGUUUUCCCAUGAUCCUCAUGCCGCUAGCUCGCAAGAGAAGGAAGAAUGAUGAUCAAGUUAGUGGAGUGAACGGUGCUGCAGAAGGUGUCGUAGAACGUCACUCAGGGAUGCAUACCUCCACGGAAUCUGAAAUCUCUGGAGAUGGCUAUCACUGGAGAAAGUACGGACAGAAAGUGGUGAAAGGAAAUACUUAUCCAAGAAGUUACUACCGAUGCACCGGCCCCAAAUGCAAUGUGCGUAAGUACGUCGAGAGGGCUUCAGAUGAUUCAGGUUACUUUGUCACUACGUAUGAGGGGAAGCACACUCAUGAGAUGCCGGCUAGAACAAUGAACUUUGCUGCUUGUGACCCUGACGCAGCAGCUCCUCAUCACCCAUUUAUAACAUGAAUCCAUACCAUCACCCAACAAUUUUCAUCUUACGCUCUGCAUGAGAAGAUGAUGAAGAAGUUACUCCCCGGUCACAGCAAAACUACUAACAUCUACGUUGUGUCUAUAUGUCAACUGUGGUCUUAGGAAGCCUUUUAGAAUUACUUCCAUUCCCUCUUGCUACUUCUUCACUAUGAACACAGAUGAUGCUUCAUAGUACUUACUAUAAGCUAAAUAGGCCUCACGCCUCACACAGGUAACUUACUUUUUGAUGCGUCAAAGGUGUAUUGAUAUAUGAAUUGUACUUUUUUAUAUCAUUUUGACGUAGUUUCAUUACAAUAACUCUGUUGGGAUAUAAACCCUCUACGAGGUUGAAUUUUAUGUUCAUUUCCAGUGGACUCUACCUACAGAUUUUUUUACUCCAGUUCAUUUUUGGGUAACUUGUAUUGAGUUGUUGUACACAAUAAACACAAGUGUAAG